AGAGCAGAAAAACUCCCACUGCAUCUCAUCCUGCAACACUGCCAAGCGAUGUAGAGAUACUUCUGCUCAAAACACCUGUUUUAGAUUCACGGGGGAAUCUAGACUUUACCAGACUUUCUAGAGAAGGAGCAUCGAAACAACUUUGCAAAGAUGAUUUCCGCAUGUCUGGAGAUUAUUGGACUUGGCUUGAGUGUCAUCGGGACCCUUUUGGUGAUGGUGGCUUGCGGGUUGCCCAUGUGGAAAGUGUCCGCCUUCAUCGAGGGCAACAUUGUGGUGGCGCAAACCAUCUGGGACGGGUUGUGGAUGUCCUGUGUGGUUCAGAGCACUGGUCAGAUGCAGUGUAAAAUGCACGACUCUUUCCUGGCGCUGACCACUGACCUCCAGACUGCUCGGGCUCUGACGGUCAUCUCAGCUGUCUUGGGUGUCCUGGCUCUCAUGAUAACCAUCGCCGGCGCUCAGUGCACCAACUGCAUCAGUAAAGAGUCCAUCAAGGCCAAAGUAGUCAACGUCGGAGGGGUGAUAUACAUCAUCGCGGGCUUGUUUGUGUUGGUGCCUCUGUGCUGGAUGGCCAAUAACAUCAUCUCAGAAUUCUACAACCCUCAAGUUCCUUAUUCAAAGAAGAGAGAAAUCGGAGCUGCGCUCUACAUCGGAUGGGCAGCAUCUGCCAUGCUUUUUUUCGGAGGAGCAAUUCUCUGUUUCUCACGUCCACAAGAUGAAAAAUCCUCGUAUCCCCUCAAAUAUGUUCCUCCACCUACAAAAAGCACAUCUGUCAAUGGGGACUAUGAUAAACGAAACUACGUGUGAUCACCUCAACCAUUAACCAUGGACUAGUGGCUCUGCGCAUUUGGACUUUCAAGGCUGUAAAGCUGUUUAGUAUUUGGUUUGUUCACCAAUAACAAUUCUUUUAAAUGAACAUGCAGUGUGAGAAAUAUUUUUUUUAAUUACAAAUAUUCCAUAAUCAUUAAAGCUGCAUGUCAUGAUACAAAGAAAUGUUGAUUAAAAUAGU
Rhinichthys klamathensis goyatoka is the source of this 1006-nucleotide messenger RNA. RefSeq names its product claudin 5b (gene cldn5b). Gene Ontology annotation, biological process: cell adhesion; bicellular tight junction assembly. Gene Ontology annotation, molecular function: structural molecule activity. Gene Ontology annotation, cellular component: plasma membrane; bicellular tight junction. The transcript has a single exon. The coding region runs from base 151 to 804 and encodes 217 amino acids. Lineage: Eukaryota; Metazoa; Chordata; Actinopteri; Cypriniformes; Leuciscidae. The record is from RefSeq and is a predicted model, not a curated record.